This is a messenger RNA of Podospora anserina S mat+, 1365 nucleotides long. RefSeq lists its product as uncharacterized. Gene Ontology annotation, biological process: ergosterol biosynthetic process. The record is from RefSeq and is a predicted model, not a curated record. Gene Ontology annotation, molecular function: 3-beta-hydroxysteroid 3-dehydrogenase (NADP+) activity. The transcript has 2 exons. The annotation marks the transcript as partial. NCBI's taxonomy places the organism in Eukaryota, Fungi, Ascomycota, Sordariomycetes, Sordariales, Podosporaceae. Gene Ontology annotation, cellular component: lipid droplet; endoplasmic reticulum membrane; mitochondrial outer membrane.
AUCGACACCAUGGUACCACCACCUUGGGACCGAGCUCCUGAAAAGGACACCUUAUUUGUCCUGGUGACAGGUGCCAACAGCGGCAUCGGCUUCGGCAUCUGUCAACGCCUCAUCGACGAUUACCUCUCCACCCGCUCCCUGACCUCCCACCUCAUCCUCAUUCCCACCACCCGCUCGGCCAAAAAGUCCCAAGAAACCGUCACCGCCCUCCGCGCCCACGCCCUACAGUUCGCCGAAUCCUCCCCCGCCCUCCGCUCCCGCACCGGCCAAAACUACGACCCCCACCAAGCCACCCGCCGCAUUCACAUCCUUUCGGUCCAACUCGACCUCUGCAACCUCCCCAGCAUCACCGCCGCCGCCGACCAGCUCCUCCAUGGCACCCUCUCCUCCUCCCCCUCCACGUCCCCCGACUUUGAAUCCCUGGAAGACGUCAAGAUCCCCCGGUUGGACUCCAUAAUCUUCAACGCCGGCAUCGGCGGCUGGUACGGUCUCAACUGGGGAAAAGUCGCCCACAACAUCCUCACCAAGGGCAUCGUCUCAGCAACAACAUGGCCGACCUUCAAGGGGGGCAACUCGGGCCAAACCAUCGCCCCCGUCCCGGGGAGCAAGGAGACAAUGGGAGAAGUCUUUUGCGCAAACGUCUUUGGCCACUACCUCUUUGCGCAGAAACUGGUCCCCUUGCUCUCCCGCCCCAAGCCAUCCGCCCUGCCCCCCGGAAGAAUCAUCUGGGAGAGCAGCAUCGACGCAGACUGGGACACCUUUUCCCUAGAAGAUUUUCAAGCCCUCAAAACCGACGCCGCCUACGAGUCGACCAAACGACUGACUGACGUUUUGGCGCUGACGUCGUCCCUCCCGACGUCGAAACCGUACGUUGAUCAGUAUUUUUCUGUGGCGGAAGACGAGACGCCACCCAAGAUGUACCUAGCGCAUCCGGGCAUCGUCCAGACGACGCUUUUUCCGCUCAACGCGUUCAUGUUUUUUUGGUAUCAGGUUGUGCUUUAUCUGGUGAGGUGGCUGGGUUCGCCGUGGCAUCCGAUCACGGGGUACAACGGGAGUAUGGCGCCUGCUUGGCUGGCGCUGCAGGAGCAGGAGGCGUUGGAUAGUGAGCGGGCCGAGAGGGUCAAGUGGGGGAGUGCGGCGGAUCGGUGGGGGAAUGUGUAUGUCAGGAAGACGGAGGUGGAUGGGUGGGGGUGGGAGGGGAGGGUGGAAGAUGUUGAAGAGUUGAAGGACAAGGGGUUGUUGAGUGGACGGAAGGGGGGGAUGGAGAUGGUCAAAGAGGAGAGGUUGGAGGAAUUCAAGGAGUUGGGUGGAGGGGUGUGGAAGAGGUUGGAGGAGUUGAGGGGGGAGUGGGAGAGGAAGGUUUGA